Messenger RNA from Vitrella brassicaformis, 4395 nucleotides. The record is from the annotation of a GenBank genome assembly. NCBI's taxonomy places the organism in Eukaryota, Vitrellaceae.
GUUCACUCAUCCUUCAUUCAAGGCAAGUAUCAGACCGCAAGCCCUCUGCUGCUUUGCUGCCUGGGUGCGAAUAGCUGCCAUUGACGUCUCCCGUGGCCGUGAUGGCCACUAGGCCACGGGAGCCGUCGGCGCAGCAUUCUAUAACCAGUCAGCACCUCCACAGAGGAGGGGGUCAUGUCAUGUCGAGAUAACUCGUCCCACCACAUCUCACCCCAACCCAGAGAGACACGCAGCAACAAGGCGAGAGUUCCUCGUCGAGCACACGCCAGGACAUCCAUCCAUCCAUCCAUCCAUUCAUCAGUCGGUGCUGGGCUCCUCCAGUGCAUUCAAUAUCGCAGGCAGACACCGGAAACACUCCGGCAGCCACGGCAGCGACACGAACGGCACCUCCAGACCGUCAAAAGCGAACAGCGUCCUCUCCCGUAUGUCCCGCUUCAGCACACUCGCAUCGCGCAAAGACAGGGAAGGCCCAUCGGCAGCCGGAGGCACCUCCAUGGCGUCAACAGCUUCGUUGUUGCUGUCGUCCUCUGCAUUGUCGCCAGUGGUGGUGUGAUGGUGUCGAAUGGCCGGGAUCUUGGGGUAUCGCUGACUGAAAUGGGUCAGGAUCAGGUACCCACAGCCGGUGCGCUCGGCUGAGAGAACAGAGGGCAGGGAAGAGGUUGCAGAGCGCUGGUGUCAGUGUAUCUCUGUGUCCUUUCUGCGCGUACCGAUUUGGAAGGCUUCGUCGAGUGUGCUGUGGAGCUUCUCGAUGGCCUCGGUGCGCAAACCAUCCUCAAACGUGGCUGACAGAAUGCACGAACACACAACAGCUCACGAGAAAUCGACAGGGCAAUGCUGUUAUAGCCAGGCGCACCUUCGUGUAUCAGCAGGUCACAGUUCUUCGCGAGAAGGGCCACCGCGUCGCAUGGCCGCGUGUCGCCCGAGUAGACCACGUCAGGCAGCCCAUCCAUCGCCACACGAAUGGCUGCGUCAUCAGAGAGGAAUAGUGAGCAUGGGAACCCACAGACAUGCCCACUCUGUCUGCCCAUCUGCGUACCGAAUGAGUCGGGGAUGUGAUCCACGAGUAUGCUGGCCACCCUCACGCCCAGCGCAUCCAGCAGUGCAUGACGCGACGCAACCCAACACGAUGGCGCCUUCUCACCACCACCACCACCGGCAGCAGCGGCAGCUUCACUCUCGCCACCGUCGGUGCACGGCACGGUCCAGCAAGCCGAUUGGUCUUCCUGUGGGGUGAGGUUGACGAAGCUCUCGGGCGGCGUGAAGGGUGCGUCGUGUGGUCGGAUGAUGAAUCCCUCGGCCGGCAGGAAGCAGUGGGGGAUGGCCUCCACACACUUGUGGUAAAAGGAAUAGUACCGCUGAUCGACACGCAUCCACCCGCUGAUACCCGCCCGCCACAACAAGUGUCUGCCUGUGUGGGUGUCUACCUGCAUUUUGUGUGGAGCCAUCAGCACGGGGGCCUGCUCCUGCGGCCACAUCCGCCCCCGCAGCGACAGCAAACGGGCCACACCUGCAUGCACAGUAGACCAACCGCGCCAUACCAUCCAAGUACACACGGGCACAGUUGAUCCACCUACUGACUGACCCAGGUGAUGGUCUGCGUGUAUGUGGGAGACGUACACCACCCUGAACACAUCACAUUGGGAGGGCCGGACUGCCAACCAAUGGUGCAUUGUGUUCGUUGUAUUGGCUCACUUGAUCCGCUUGAGUGUGUCGGCAAAGCUCUCGUCCGACGUCUCGAUCAGCCGCAGCUGUGACACGCUGCCCUCACCAAAGUCGAGCAACAUACCUGCCCCAGAACAGAACAAAACAGAGCACACACACGGCCUCCCUACCUCCACCCAUUCCCCUGUGCUGUGUGUGUCGUGGGUGUUGGCCCCUUACCUACCGAAUGUCCGUGACAUCUCGAGGAGUAUGCCCGACACGUUGCGGAACUGCCCUGGCAUCGCCGCACCCGUGCCCAGGAACCGCACACGGGGAUACACACACCGCUGUGUUGGGUGGCGGGCUGGGGGUGUCUGGUCGUGCAGUUGGCGGCACUUUGCCAGCCGGUCGGCCACCACAGGAGUGUCCAGGCGAGACAGCCGCUGAGAGGAACACGGACAGAAUGAGGGACAGCUGCACAGUGUUGAUCGUCUGACCUUUUUUGAGAAGGUUGGCUUCGCCUUUCUGAGGCAAGAGGAAUCAUCAGCACCGACCUGCACACACACACACACACACACACACAUCCACGCAGCACCUCGCCAAAUGACUUUCGACACACUCUCUCACUCACUCACCCGGACUGGCGGCGAGAGCGUGACCUUCAUCAGUGGCGCCACAGCCACAUCCCCCUGCUCCUCACCCUCACCCUCCUCUUCAUGCCGCCUCUUUCCACCCACCUCGUCGCCAGACGACGCACCCCUCAUCACCGCAUCGCCAUUGCCGACAUCGCCGCUGGGCUGCUCUUGCUCGUCAACGGCCAUGGCGGCCGGGCCGCCGCCAUUGGAGGGGCCGUUGUGCGUGCAUGGCGGGAAGAGUGAGGGGAGUGCUUUCGCGAGGACGGCGUUGAGCGAUGCUGACGAGGGGAAGAAAGACAGCUCAGACGAGGCGGUGUCGCCACUGAGAGAGACAGCCGCGUACGCGCAGGGAAAUGUGUGUGUCACCAGUGGUGUGUGUGUCGAUGGUUACCGGUUGCAGAAAAGGUGCCGCACUUUGAGUUGCGAGCGGGAGGCCAGACAGCGCAUGAGGGCGUCGUAGGAGGCAGUCCUCACCAGCUGAACAUACAAACCAAUCAGACCACCAAAAACAGGUGGAGGGAUAGAUUAGAGGGAUCAUUCUGCAUGUUUUGCUGGGCGCACCGAUGGGUCAGUGAGGUGAAACACGUGCGCCAGGUGGUCAAGGCCAUAUGCUUCACUCCCGCGCGUCAGUGCUUCAGUCUGGCAGGGCGCACACGCACCAUAAGUCAAUGAAUGCCUCCACUUCUGUCGUGCGUGCGUCCAUCCAUCCAUACCAUUUGCUUGACGUGUUGUUCAUUGAGUGGCUGCAGGAUGACGAAGCUCUGCCCCCUGAACCCAGGCUCGCACACGUCCUCCGAGCGCACCUGACACAUACAAAGGCAACACACAUGCACACACACCCCUUACACACGCGCCACACACACAACACCCUCGUCCACCCCACUCACCACAGUGCCGUCCUCCAGAGUGACGCUCUGCCCGCUCUUGAGCUUGCCAAACAGCGGCCCCUUGGGCACCUUAAGCGCAUUCGCCCUCUCCACAUCAAACUUGCCCGCCACAUCGGGGCACCGACCCACACACACGACCGACGUCUGCCCGUCAGCAGGGGAGCAUGUCGGCACCACUGCGUUGGGGAACACCGACGAAAAGCCGGGACUCUGCGAGACGUCGCUGCUGCCGUUGCCUCUGAGGCGCUUGUGGGGGAGGGAGGGGGCAGGGGCGUCGGCUGGUGCUAAGGUGGUGGUGGCCGUGUCGUCGUGAUGUGUGUCUUGGGCGGCCUUGAUGGGCAGCAGCUGGAUGUUGAAUGAGUCGCCCAGGUCGCACUCCGUCGGGGACGAGACCUCGCAUAUCGUCACGUCGAUCUGACGCCUGCAGUGAUGAUAGAGCGGCCAUAGUGCACGGACUGCGUGUGUGAUUGACUAUCAUGCGCUUACAGGAAUGCAAAGGUGCGUCUGACCCACUCGAAGUAGUCCUUGAGCGGCGGAGGCCCCCAUAUGCGGAUGGCGUCGGCACCGCUGCCCUCCAAAGUCAGCAGCAGACCUGUAGACACGUACCGAUGAUUGACGAGCAGUGGAGGGAGUGUCUGUGGCCACCUGGCAGUCCUCCGACGUUUUCUGCGUUGAGUGCAGUGAGGAUGAUGUCACGUGUGCGGGACACACGCAUCCGAUGCUCAAGGCAGAACCUGCACCCAUAUAUCACACUCACACAAUUUCUCGUGGAGUGUGAUAUCUUCUCGUAGCUCAAGCGAUGCCCUGACCUCUGCGUGUUUUCGCCCGCAUUGAUGAGAAUGCUGCAGCCAGGCAGACAGACAAGCACAAGCACAAGCACAAGCACAAGCACAAGCACAAGCACAAGCCAGAUUGUUUCGUUGCUUCAGUCAGUGUCUGGGUCUGCUCGUGUGUGACUGACUGACUGACUGAGUUUGACUGACCGUUCGCCCUCUUUGAAGAGCUGCAGGCCGGGAGGCACCGCCAGGGGGUGUGUGCCCAACACCUGCAGGUGCAACAAUGCGUCACAGACGCUCGAGAUGCAAAAGGGAUGGAACGUGUUGAACGUGCCAUGUCGUGUGCGGCACCUGGGCAAAGAUGUGCAUCGGUUUGACAGUGCACCGUCCCAGAGCCAGAUCUUGGAGUAGCUUGGAUAGCCGAUGCCUCAACAGCUUGCCUCUCUCUGUUUUGAC